This is a messenger RNA of Chrysoperla carnea, 2163 nucleotides long. It is a transcript of the gene Pgant5, whose product is annotated as polypeptide N-acetylgalactosaminyltransferase 5. Bases 134 to 1969 code for a protein of 611 amino acids. The record is from RefSeq and is a predicted model, not a curated record. The transcript is spliced from 8 exons. Gene Ontology annotation, cellular component: Golgi apparatus. Lineage: Eukaryota; Metazoa; Arthropoda; Insecta; Neuroptera; Chrysopidae.
UUAAUUAGUCCAUAUAGAGUUUAAUUUAAAAAAAAAAAAGUAACAUAAACAUAGUAUACGACAAGGAAAAGUGACGUACGAAGUCUUUUUCUUUCAUUUUCUUUUAUGUUUUUAAAAUUAUUUUUAUACCAAAAUGUUUUUGCGAAGUAAAAUGCGACAACACACAUGUCGAAUAAUAUUAUUGACAUCAAUCGUAUGGGUUUUAAUUGACUUAGUUUUGAUAACAUUUUAUGCGGAUUGUUUGGGUAAUUGUAAAUCGGAUCGGUAUGAAGAUUCAAACGCGCUCGGUUUUAAAGUAAUCAGUAAUCAUGACGAUUAUGAGAAUAAUAUUGAAGAGAGUCAAGAUGACGGGGCUAUCGAUGAGCAUCAUGGUUUUAGUGGGAAAUUAACGUAUAAACCGUCGGAGUUGCGGAGAUGGAAACCGCUACCACCAGUGCCUAAGAAUCCAGGUUGGCCGGGGGAAAAUGGUGAAGCUGUAAAUAUACCACCGGAACAGGAGGAAUUGAUGAAGGAGAAGUUUAAGUUAAAUCAAUUUAAUUUAUUGGCUAGUGAUAUGAUUGCGUUGAAUCGAUCGUUAGCGGAUGUUCGAUUACCGGGUUGUAAGAAAGUUAAAUAUCCAUCACAGCUACCUCCAACAAGUAUAGUAAUUGUAUUUCACAAUGAGGCAUGGUCGACGUUAUUAAGAACCGUUUGGAGUGCAAUCAAUCGAUCACCGAAACCUCUUCUAAAAGAGAUUAUAUUAGUUGAUGAUUCCAGUGAUAGAGAACAUUUGGGUCAUAAAUUAGAAGAAUAUGUUAAAACAUUACCGGUACCAACAUACGUGUAUCGAACAGAAAAACGAUCGGGUUUAAUUCGUGCUCGAUUACUUGGUGCCAAACAUGUGACUGGAAAAGUAAUUACAUUCUUGGAUGCACAUUGUGAAUGUACCGAAGGAUGGUUGGAACCAUUAUUGGCACGUAUUGCAAUCAAUCGUAAGACUGUUGUUUGUCCUAUCAUUGAUGUUAUCUCGGAUGAAACGUUUCAAUAUAUCACAGCAUCAGAUAUGACAUGGGGUGGUUUCAAUUGGAAACUAAACUUUAGAUGGUAUCGAGUACCACAACGUGAAUUAGAUCGUCGAGGUGGCGAUAGAACAGUACCGUUACGAUCACCAACGAUGGCUGGUGGUUUAUUCUCAAUUGAUCGUGAUUAUUUCUAUGAAAUUGGUUCAUACGAUGAAGGAAUGGAUAUCUGGGGUAGUGAAAAUCUGGAAAUGAGUUUUAGGGUUUGGAUGUGUGGUGGUAUUUUGGAGAUAGCAACUUGUUCACAUGUAGGACAUGUAUUCAGGAAAAACACACCGUACACAUUUCCGGGUGGUAUCAGUCGUAUCGUGAAUCAUAACAGUGCACGUCUUGUCGAGGUGUGGCUUGAUGAUUGGAAAGAAUUCUACUAUAGCCUUAAUCCAGCUGCUCGCAAUGUUGACGUUGGUGAUGUGUCCGAACGUAAGGCAUUACGAGAACGUUUGAAAUGUAAAAGCUUUAGAUGGUAUCUGGAAAAUAUUUAUCCUGAAUCACAAAUGCCACUCGAUUAUUACUACUUGGGUGAUAUUCGAAACUUAUUAACCGGCCAUUGUUUAGAUACAUUAGGUCAUAAAGCUGGUGAAACGUUGGGAUCAUCAUAUUGCCAUAAUAUGGGUGGUAAUCAAAUAUUUGCAUAUACUAAACGUAAACAAAUUAUGACGGAUGAUAACUGUUUGGAUGCUGCUAAACUAGAAGGUCCUGUUAAAUUGGUACGAUGUCAUGGAAUGGGAGGUAACCAAGAAUGGGUAUAUGAUGAUGAAGAUAAAACAAUUAAGCACGUGAACACAGGAAGCUGUUUACAAAAACCAGAUGCAAAGAACCCCAGUGAAAUAUUACUACGACGAUGUUUACCAAACGAUCCGGGUCAACAAUGGGUGAUGAAAUCAAAAUUCAAAUGGCAAGCUAACAGAUAGAACUGGUUCCAAAAUAAUACAGGAUAUUAUUUUAAAAAAUCAGUAGUAUCGCGCAAACUUAAACAAUUAAUGAACAAUUAACACAAAUUAUGAAGAAAAUAUGGCUGGAAGAGCUGAGAGAAAGAAGCAAGUGAACAAUAAAAUUUCAUGUAAAAAAAAAAGAAAAAUCUAUUGUUACGUUUGUUAAUAUUUAA